AAAAAAAAUUGUGGCUUUGGUAUGAGUUAAGUUGGAUAGCUUACAAAAGUUUUAGCCAGUGGAUUCAUUACUGUGCUAGUAUCCAAAAGAACAAUAACUCAGUAAAUAGUGAGAAGAUUAAAAAUUACCUCUUGUAGCAGCCUAACUUAUAUUCCAUUGACCAAGUGUGCCACGCUAGGUCUUCACCGGAAGUCAAGAGCGUGAAGUCCACCGCGUCAUGACAAAUAAAAAAUGUCCCCUCAAACAAGCAGAAAAAAAAAACAGAGAGGAAGUGAGCUGUGAAAAGGACCCACCACCCACAUGUGUUCUCCUUCCUGUCUCCACCAGCUCUUUCCUCUCAAUCAUUAGCUUCCUCUCCCUCUCCUCCUCCUCUCAAUGUGUUUUCAGUAACAAGAGAAUCAAGAACCAAUAUUCUCUCUUCCAAGAAUCUACUCCAAACAUGUCUAACAACAACGACGGAGCUCUUGUCGUGAAGAAACCUCCGGCGAAAGAUAGACACAGCAAAGUCGAUGGAAGAGGGAGAAGGAUACGUAUGCCUAUCAUCUUCGCAGCUCGUGUCUUCCAGCUCACAAGAGAGCUCGGCCACAAAUCGGACGGUCAAACUAUCGAGUGGCUACUGCGUCAAGCCGAGCCUUCUAUCAUAGCCGCGACAGGAACCGGCACAACUCCGGCGAGUUUCUCCACCGCGUCAGCCUCACUCCGAGGAAACUCCACCACUUUGUCCUCGUCUCUAGAUCAUAAGCCUUUGCUAGGUUCCUCACCGUUUAUACUCGGAAAACGUGUGAGAGCCGACGAGGAUACACCGUCUGGGUUCUGGGCGGCUCCGGCGAGGCCGGAGUUCGGACAGGUCUGGAGCUUUGCCGCAGGAGGUCCACAAGAGAUGUUCUUACAACAACAGCAACAGCAACAAGCAGCUGGACUUUUUAUCCACCAGCAGCAACAAGCUGCAAUGGGUGAAGCGUCAGCAGCUAGAGUCGGGAACUAUCUUCCGGGUCAUCUUAAUUUGCUUGCUUCUUUAUCUAGUGGAGCUCCCGGAUCGGGUCGGAGAGAGGGUGAUGACCAGCGUUGAUGCAUUGAUUGUGAAGUUAAACCCCUUUUUUAGUUUUAGUAUAUUAAUAUUAAUCUCUGUUUCUCUAUUGUCGUUUCGGUCAAUAUCAAUCGUUUGCAUUGUUUACUUGAGUGGCAUAUCUCUGUCUCCCUAUGUGUGUUGUUUAAUUUUAGAGAUUUAGCUGAUCGAUUUCAGGAGUGAUUUGAGAGUAUCAUCAGUGUUUAAGUUAAGAUUAGGGUUAGGGUUUAAAAAUCUAGUCUUAAAGAGUUGUGUCAGGAGAGGAUUUUAGUUUUUGUUGGGACCAAGAUUUUACUUUA
Molecule: messenger RNA, 1365 nt
Organism: Raphanus sativus (radish)
Lineage: Eukaryota; Viridiplantae; Streptophyta; Magnoliopsida; Brassicales; Brassicaceae
Product: transcription factor TCP7-like
Exons: 1
Coding region: 218-1069 (283 amino acids)
Biological process (GO): regulation of circadian rhythm
Cellular component (GO): nucleus
Molecular function (GO): DNA-binding transcription factor activity; sequence-specific DNA binding
Source: RefSeq, a predicted model, not a curated record